AUGUCUCUUAGUCCCCGAAUAUUUUUUUUUUCAGCGUCAAAACUUGAAAAAUUUAAAAGAGCGCCUUAUUUUCGAAAAUUAGUCAAUAUUAAUGAUAGUGCAAAUGCAUCCCAUGUUCUUUCUGGUUCUCUUCUUGAUUUAUCUUCGUCUUUCUGUAUUAAUUAUCAUCUACCUCAAUCAAUUACAACAAAUUCAACAUCACCAGAUCUUAUUGCUUUUGAUUCUCCGCCACCACCAUCUCGAACACUAACAACUUUUCCUCAAUCAAAUGGUCUAGCAAGUAAUGUACUUAAUUUAAAUGGUAACACUUCUACAAUUCUACAAGGUCAAACAAGUUUUAUUAAUUCAUUAGAAGCUACGAAUAUUUUUGAUGAAGUUCUGGCAUGUUCAUCUCAACAUACCAAUUUAGUUUCGAUUUCAGCUUCGCAUUCACAAUUCUCCCCUUCAAUCUUAACGAAUUUCAAAGAGUACCUAUGGCAAUUCCGCGAGGAUUUUCCAGUUUAG
Messenger RNA from Didymodactylos carnosus, 504 nucleotides. Lineage: Eukaryota; Metazoa; Rotifera; Eurotatoria; Philodinida; Philodinidae. The record is from the annotation of a GenBank genome assembly.